Passer domesticus (house sparrow) is the source of this 4506-nucleotide messenger RNA. It is a transcript of the gene CNKSR3, whose product is annotated as CNKSR family member 3. The record is from RefSeq and is a predicted model, not a curated record. The coding region runs from base 101 to 1768 and encodes 555 amino acids. The transcript is spliced from 13 exons. Gene Ontology annotation, biological process: regulation of signal transduction. Gene Ontology annotation, cellular component: membrane; cytoplasm. Lineage: Eukaryota; Metazoa; Chordata; Aves; Passeriformes; Passeridae. Gene Ontology annotation, molecular function: protein binding.
CCGGAGCGGCGCUGCCGGGAUGGGAGCGUGAGAGGGGCGAGUCCGCGGCCGGAGCAGCUGCGGUCUGAGCGGGGGCUGGUGCCGGCGGGCUCGGACCGCCAUGGAGCCCGUGACCAAGUGGAGCCCGAAGCAAGUGGUGGACUGGACUAAGGGCCUGGAUGAUUGCCUGCAGCAGUAUGUCCAUAAAUUUGAACGGGAGAAGAUAAAUGGUGAACAGCUGUUACAGAUUUCUCACCAGGACCUUGAAGACUUGGGUAUCUCACGGAUUGGACACCAGGAACUGGUUCUAGAGGCUGUGGAUCUCCUGUGUGCACUGAACUAUGGCCUUGAAACAGACAAUAUGAAGAACCUGGUUCUCAAGUUGCGAGGGUCGUCCAACAAUCUGCAAAACUACAUCAGCACCCGUAGGAAAAGUUCAAAUUAUGAUGGAAAUACCUCUCGCAAGCCCCCCAAUGAAUUCCUUACUUCCGUUGUGGAGCUUAUUGGUGCUGCUAAAGCCUUGCUUGCAUGGUUGGACAGGACCCCAUUUACAGGUAUUGCUGACUUUUCAUCAAUGAAGAACAGAAUCAUUCAGCUCUGCUUGGACCUCACUACUACUGUUCAAAAGGAUUGCACUGUGGCUGACAUGGAAGAUAAAGUCCAGACUGUGGCCAAGACUUUAAAUGGCAUUUGUGAUAAAGCCAUCAGGUCAACUACAGACCCGCUGAUGAGCCAGUGUGCCUGCCUGGAGGAGGUCCAUUUAACCAACAUUAAACCUGGAGAAGGCCUGGGAAUGUACAUCAAAUCCACUUAUGAUGGAUUGCAUGUAAUUACUGGAACUACAGAAAACUCCCCUGCUGAUCGCUCCCAGAAGAUUCAUGCUGGUGAUGAAGUGAUCCAGGUUAACCGGCAAACUGUGGUUGGAUGGCAACUAAAAAAUCUGGUGGCAAAGUUGCGAGAGAAUCCUGCUGGAGUUAGGCUGCUGCUUAAGAAACGUCCUACUGGCUCUUUCCAUUUCACUCCUGCUCCACUGAAGAACCUGCGCUGGAAACCACCCUUGGUGCAGACCAGUCCCUCACCAGCUUCAACCCAGUCACCAGAAAGCACCGUGGAUACCUCGCUGAAGAAGGAGAAGCCAGCCAUUUUGGACCUGUACAUCCCCCCUCCACCAGCUGUUCCGUAUUCUCCUCGAGAUGAAAAGGGGAGCUUUGUGUAUGGAGGAGGCAGCAAACGCAGUCAGCCACUACCGGGGUCCAAGGGCGCCGAGUCUCCCAACUCUUUUUUGGAUCAGGAGAGCCGAAGGCGGAGGUUCACUAUUGCUGAUUCAGAUCAGCUGCCUGGGUAUCCCAUGGAAGUAAACGUCCUACCAGCCAAGAUGAGAGAAAAAACACAGUCCUACGGAAAACCUCGUCCUUUGUCAAUGCCUGCUGAUGGAAGCUGGAUAGGAGCUGCAGAACCCUUCUCUAGGCCACGAGGAUCAGGGAGAAAAGGUGAAGAUGUCCUCUGCAGGUACUUCAGCAAUGAAAGGAUACCCCCGAUCAUUGAGGAAAGCCCCUCCACGCAGCACCCGCUCUGCAGACCAGUGUCUGACAAGCAGUUAGUGAGGGGAACGGAUUAUAUUCGAGGCAGCAGGUGUUUUAUGAAUACAGACCUCCACAACAGUGCAACGAUUCCUUUUCAAGAGGAAGGUGCUAAAAAAUCAUCGGUUACAUCAUCCACAAAAUCCUCCUCGGCAGAGCCCUCGCUGCUGGUCAAUUGGUUCACGAGACUGAAAUUGUUGACUCACUGACUCGUCCCCAGCGCUGUUACCAAGUGCCUUUGCUCGUCGGUCAGAAUUCUCUACUUUGCAGCUUAACUGACACACAGAGACUAAUGCAGUAUUCUUUUCCUGGAGAAUCUCACACUUUAGCCUUUUUGUUUGUCAUUUUUGAUGGUUCAGAGGGUUUCAUAGUGCAAGGAGGGAAGAAAGAUCAAGCUCCUCUUCCUGGCCAAAAACUAAAGGCGAUUAUUCCUAUGGAAAUGAGUAAAAUUUCAGUGAGGUAGAGGCCACACGUGACCUGGAAAAUGCCUGGUGACUCAGAGGAAAACAUUGCAUUACUGUGAAGCCCAGUGGCACUUUAGUUGUCUGAAUGCUCAGAGGCUGGUGCAACUGGCAGGGCGUCAGAGUAUGAAGAGCUCACAGAAGUUGUCACUCUCCUGGCUGGGAAAAUAAGCAGGGAAACAGCAGUUUCAUGCAACUUGGUGAUGCUGUUUCAAGUACUGCAUGAGAUCAACCUUGGGAGGAAGAAGUGGUGGUGUUACCAUUCUUUCUCUGAUAUCCAGAGUUCCUGUGAAGUCUUAGGAAGAGAGUUCUCUUAUUCAGAGAUUUUAGGAAGUUGGACUAAUUUAAUUAUAAAUCAAUCCAAGCUUAUAUAUAUAUAAUCUAUUUUAUUUGAAAUCACAGUACAAAUAAGGAGCACUGAACAGCUGCGGUGCUCAUCUGUAAGGGUAUAUGGAUUGCUACAACAAGCCAAGGAAAUGCAUCUGUAGAGGUGGUGAAAGAAUAUAUAUUUUUUCCUUAAUUGUUUAAGAAUGACUUGCUGUUAACCAAAGUAACCUUUAAAGACAGUCCUGUUGGAUUUAUGAGAACUUUUUCAGUGGUUCAGUUUUUGAAUGAUGUGUUGUUUUUAUGAAAAAUAUGUGCUAUUACACACUACAAUUGUAAGACAUCUUGCUAUUUUCUAUAUAGCUCUAAUUUUUACCCCUCCAGAAUUUUAAAGUAGCAUUGGGUAUUUUGGGAGGAAAAUAAAACUUGUUUAACAAAAGAGGAGGACAUUAAAGAGGUAUUGUUUAAGAAGGAAUGUACAUAAGAUUGUUAGUAUGCAAACAGUUGUGUUUAAAGUUAUUUAAAUGUUAAAUACAGUUGUAUAUAUUUUUACAUUUAAACAGAUAGUUUGUACCUUCCUGUAUUGAUGUAUUGGGCACAGCUUAGUCAAAUGAAAAGAAAAUAAGAUUUUGUAUUACCUUAUAAUUAUAAGACUAACUAUUUUUGUAGAUGAGACAUUGCCAACAGCCUCUUCUCCUUUGGCCUUGCUGAAAAGAAGGAUUUGUAUUUAAUGAGUGGUGGGGAAAGAGAGGGAAGUUAAAUGCUAGUUUGCACUUAGGACUGGGGCAGGAAUCGCAUGUGAUAGCGGGAUGUUAAAAACACACUGUAAUUCUGUCUGUGAAGAUGUCACCAUUCUGCUGCAACGAGCUGAUGAAGUUGUGUGCUACUGCCCCGCAGAGAGAGACAGGGUGUUUCAUUCACUUCUCAAUUAAUUAUGUUUGAUUGUGACUCAUUGAUGACUGGGUUGGCUGGUUUGGACCUUUCUGAUCAAAGCAGAUAUGUCUGUCUUCUGCCACUCUCCUCCACUCCCCGAGAUGGCAGUCUGUACUAGACAUGAACUGCUCCUGUGCAGCUGAACCCUGCAACAGUUUGGUCCUGCCUCCAAGAAAAGGGCUGAGACUGCCAUAUUGUAGGCUCUGUGCUGUAGUAUAGUCCAGCCUCAAAAGGCUGAACUGUUCUAAAGCUGUUGUCCAAACAAGACUUUUAAAAUGGCAAUUCUGCUCAUCUUCAAUGUUGUGUUUACUUUAAAAAUGAAAGGAGGCCAUCAUGCUUAAUCUCUUGUUGUGUAUAGUGAAUGUAGAGGAUGCUCUACAGUUUAGGGGUAAAAAAAAGUCCCACAGAUCUAGGCAUAAAUCACAGCUGAUACCCUUCUUGCUUAACCUGCAAAAAAUUCUGCUAUUAUGCAAAAACUUGGCUCAUCUCUUGAUGUUGAAGGUAUGUGUAUCUAUCAGAUCAAGAACUGUAUCUAGGCUGACUUCCCUAAUGAGUACCACCUAAUGUACAUUUCCAGAUAUCCUGCCGUGGUACAGUACUCCACAAUAUUUUAAAUACACUGUCAUGGUGGGAAAACAAAAAAUGCAGUUAAUUGGAAAAGAUCAUAAAACCCACAAAAUGGAAAAAUAAUAUUUAGUACUGUUGCAUAUAUGUAUAGUAGGGAUCAUGCACUUUUGAAAUAUUGAGCAGGCUUCUGUUGAAGUCUGUAGAAUACGUGAAAGCCAAUACCUUUGGUUUCUCUUGCAUAACCAUUGCAAAAAAAAAGUCCUAGUUUGGAUGGUAAUGUGUGAAAGGAAAUAAGACAUAAAAAUGAACACUAACAGCUUGUAGAGACAGAGUGCAGGGCAAUUCGCCAAGCCAUGUGUUUCCUCUAGUAUAAUGGACAAUUAAUCAGUGUUUGAAUUCUGGAUGACCAACAGAGGUGAACACAGUACUGAGAGUAUUAUACUAAUUUUGUGCUAAUCAAUGAGCCAAUAACUUUUCCUUCCUCAUAAGCAGGGCUUGUUUUACCAGUAACAUGCACCAUGGUCUUGGUGCUUGUUGAACAGAAAGGAGAGUGAGUAAGAAUUCAAAACUUAACCAAACCAAGAAACAGAUGGUAAAGACUAGUUUUAGAGUUGGAGAGGAUAAAGAAUUUUCUUCUUGCAUAAAUGUUUCUUUAUUCCAAA